Molecule: messenger RNA, 2295 nt
Organism: Drosophila eugracilis
Lineage: Eukaryota; Metazoa; Arthropoda; Insecta; Diptera; Drosophilidae
Product: esterase B1
Exons: 2
Source: RefSeq, a predicted model, not a curated record
AAUCUCUCCCACAGGUUGGUGGGCCACAGGGUUCAGCAGUACCGCCUUUCAACGGGUCACACCGUGGUAUUGGACACCAAAUACGGACAGGUUCGAGGACUCCAAAGGAAGACGGUCUACGAUAAGGAGUUGUACUUCGCUUUCGAGGGCAUACCAUAUGCCAAGCCUCCGAUGGGCGACUUAAGAUUUAAGGCUCCUCAACCACCUGAACCCUGGCAAGGAGUGCUCAACUGUACUAACAAUCGAUCAAAGCCCCUGCAAAGGAAUAUGCUUUUGGGGAUAGUGGAGGGCAGUGAAGAUUGUUUGCAUUUAAAUGUCUAUGUGAAGACCUUGAAGUCGGAAAAACCCCUACCAGUAAUUGUGUGGAUUUAUGGAGGGGGCUUCCAGAAGGGAGAGGCCUCCAGGGAUAUUUACAGUCCUGAUUACUUUAUGAAGCAACCAGUGAUUUUAGUCUCUAUAAACUACAGGUUAGCAGCACUAGGCUUCCUGAGUCUAAAAGAUCCAAAGUUGGAUGUUCCUGGAAAUGCGGGACUUAAGGACCAAGUAAUGGCCCUCCGCUGGAUCAGUCAGAACAUAGCCUAUUUCAACGGAGAUCCAAAUAAUGUCACAUUGAUGGGAGAAAGUGCAGGAUCGGCAUCCGUUCAUGUGAUGAUGACUACGGAGCAAACACGCGGCCUCUUUCAUAAGGCCAUUAUGCAAUCGGGAUGUGCUCUCAGCGAAUGGGUCGAAAGUCCGGAUCACAAUUGGGCCUUCCGGCUGGCUCUGAAUUUGGGUUAUAAAGGCAGCAAGAGGGAUGAGGAUGUACUACAAUUUCUCAAAAAUACCCCUGCCCGUAAGAUAGCGGCGAUUGACCAGGACGUCAUCACCCAGGAUGAGAUUAGGACUUUCCUACUAUUUGGCUUUGGUCCAGUGGUGGAGACUUAUGAGACCGACCACUGUGUGGUGCCCAGGAGACACAAGGAGCUGUUAUCUAAAGCCUGGGGAAACGAUAUUCCUGUUAUUAUGGGUGGAAAUUCGUUUGAGGGCUUGUUCUCUUACCAAGUGCUGAGAAAUGAUCCUUGGGGUCUGAAGAAUUUCCACAACAUACUGCCAAGGGAGGUGAGGCAAUCCAGCAAUCUGGAAGAGCAGGACCUUCUUGUCAGGCGUUUGAAAAAACUCUACUUCAACAACGAGAUGCGGGAUACGAUGGAGCUGUUUGAGGCUUUGAAUAUAUUUUCACAUCGUCAAAUUUGGCACGAUAUGCAUCGCUUGGUUCACGCCCGUCAGUCGUAUGCUCCCAACACUCCUACUUACUUAUAUAGAUUCGACUUCGAUUCUCCGCACUUUAAUCAAUUCCGGCGUUUGGUUUGCGGCGAUCGUAUCCGUGGAGUGGCCCAUGCGGAUGAAUUAUCAUAUCUUUUUUACAACAUUAUAGCCACAAAACUGGAAAAGUCAUCGAUGGAAUAUCAAACAAUACAGAGGAUGGUGGGCAUGUGGACAGCUUUUGCCUAUAGUGGGGAUCCAAAUUGUCCGGAAUUGGGAACUGCUAAGUGGGAACCCGUCCAGCUGAUGGAAACCGGAGUAGAGAAGUGUUUUAAUAUCAGUCAUGAACUCGAAAUGCGGGAAUUACCGGAGGCGGAGUCAAUGGCAGUGUGGGAUACGUUCUAUUCCAAAGAAGCUCUAAUAUAGUCCUUAGAUUUAUAGUGUACACUUAUUCCGGCUAUUCCUGCCUUUUCAUGUAGAUAGUCUAGUUUCUAAAAUCUUUUCUAAAUUUCAAAUCAUUAUUUCCGAAUAAUCCUAAAAAUAUUGUAAAACUGAAAGUUAUAAAUAACUUUAAUUUUAAAAUAUUUGCUAGCGGUAGGAAUAUAUAUAUUUUAUAUAAUUUUUGCUAUAAAAGUAAUUUGUUUUCAAGACUUAAAAUAAGUGUCAUAAAAUUUCUACACCUACUAUUUUGAAAUAUCAUCAUGAGUUUUGUUUAUAUUCGUAGAUAACGUGUGACUUACAUAAACACGUAUUUUGUUAAUGAGUCUGGCAUAUUUAUAAGUACGAAAUUUAUAAAUAGAAAUGAAGAUUAGGACUUGCAGUGUCUUCCAAAAUAAAUAUUUGAAAUAAAUUCUUUUUGCUCAUUUCUUAUCUUGGGCGGAAAAGGAGCUCAUUAAUCGAAAUUCUUAAUCUAUGUUUUUAAUCUACCGAAAAAGUGGAAGAAAUGAUGGCAAAUUAAUAUGAGUUAGUUUUUUAUAGAUAGUUAUGGAAAUUUAUAUGACUAAUGAAAAUGAUUAAUCAUAUUUGAAAUAAACCAAAAAAUGAUGUGCAUGA